AUGGGUAUCCGGAUCCCCCCACCCAUCUUCCGUUUAGACAGCCCUGGCCCCUUCUACCCAAGCCCGGCUCCUGCCUCUAAUCGCGGCUGGCGGCGGGCGAGGAAGGCUCUUUUCUCUCAGGAGAGCGAGAAAGGCCUGAGGCGGCCGGACCUCCUCUCCCGGGUGCAGACUCCCGGCCCCAAAGCCCGACUCCUCCUACCUCUGGCGCGGCCGCAGCACCUUCUCAACGGCGACCCAAACGCCUGCGCAUGCGCGGCGGAGAAUUGCGGCUGCGCGGGCGCAGAGGGAUCCUUGAGGCUCGCGUCCCAUCCUCCUUUGCGGCCGGGGCGCGCGACUGAGAGCGUUUGUCUAGCGCGCGGGGCAGGGCCUGGCGGAGCGCGGUGCUCGAGGACCGUGUGGCUGAGGUUGUAG
Messenger RNA from Rangifer tarandus platyrhynchus (Svalbard reindeer), 411 nucleotides. The record is from the annotation of a GenBank genome assembly. Lineage: Eukaryota; Metazoa; Chordata; Mammalia; Artiodactyla; Cervidae.